ACGAUGGCAACAUGUCCAAGUGAUAAAGACCCCAAUGAAGAUCUAAAAGACCCCGGUGCUGCUCCUUACGGGAAUUUUAUUAACUAUUACAGUUUUAAUCCUCCAGAAAACCGCCUGAAGCUGAUUCCAGAAACGCUCCUGCGGGAUUUAGGUCACGGUGACGUGGAAGAGGAGCCAACGCUCAUCCUGGACGUGGGGUGUAACUCAGGGGAACUAAGUGUGGCCGUCUACAAGCAUCUUGUACAGGAUCCAGAGGAAAAGUCCCAGAGGAGCACAGUUCACCUUCUUGGCUUUGACUUGGAUGGAGCUCUAAUAGAGCGUGCAAAGCAGACCAACCCUCUGCAAAAGAACAUCUCCUUCAUGCAGCUGGACAUCACUGAGGAAACUAAGCAGCUCCAGGACUACCUCAGUCAGCACCGGUGCUCCCACUUCCACCUGUGUCUGUGCCUGGCAGUCACCAUGUGGGUCCACCUGAACCACGGAGACUCAGGCCUCCUGCAGCUGUUGUCUCGCCUGGCCUCCAUCAGUCAGCACCUCCUGCUGGAGGCUCAGCCCUGGAAGUGUUACCGCUCCGCAGCCCGGCGCCUCAGGAAGCUGGGCCGCACCGACUUUGAGCACUUUAAGACUUUAAAGAUCCAGGGUGACAUUGCAGAACACGCCAGGGAGCACCUGGAGAGGCACUGUGGCAUGGAGCUGAUGAGGAGCUUUGGCAGCACCACAUGGGACCGCAAGCUGCUGCUGUUCAGACGGAGACGAGCUUAAGAGACGCUUCAGGAGAGUCUGGAAAACAAAAAUUAAAUGUCUGAUGAGUUUAAUACUAAAGAGGAUUUUCAUUUUAAUAUUAAGGACGAGGUUUUAAAUCAAACCUUCCUCAAAGCUUUACAUAGAAUACAUGAAAGCUCC
Cyprinodon variegatus (sheepshead minnow) is the source of this 903-nucleotide messenger RNA. RefSeq names its product BCDIN3 domain containing RNA methyltransfease (gene bcdin3d). The coding region runs from base 4 to 762 and encodes 252 amino acids. Lineage: Eukaryota; Metazoa; Chordata; Actinopteri; Cyprinodontiformes; Cyprinodontidae. Gene Ontology annotation, molecular function: O-methyltransferase activity; RNA methyltransferase activity. Gene Ontology annotation, biological process: miRNA metabolic process; negative regulation of pre-miRNA processing. The transcript has 2 exons. The record is from RefSeq and is a predicted model, not a curated record. Gene Ontology annotation, cellular component: cytoplasm.